CCUGUCCCAAUCCUCAGCGAGCCACCAGGCAAACCCGACUCGAGCUAUGUUCUCCCCGUCUUCGGCGGCGAACUCUGGACAAUUCCCACCUCCAACUCAGUCAUGCGUAUGCUCGUCACAGAAAAGGAGUCAAAGGGUGAUUUUGCCGUCGUGACCACCGGCGGUCAACAAGACAACCCAAUAGGCUUCCACUACCACCGCGAUGCCCACGAUGUGUUCCUCUGUCUCAAGGGAAGCAUGAACGUCUGGGCAGACAACACAGCACGCACAUUGCUGCCUGGAGACUUUGCUUCCGUUCCCCCCAAUGUGGUGCAUCAAUACCAAAUCCUAGGUUCGCAUACCGAGUUCGCAGGUCUCAUUGUUCCAGGCGGCUGGGAAGAGUUCUUCAGAUUCAUUGGCGAGCCGUUCGCUGCGUCGCCAAUGGGACCUCUGUUCCCUACUCGCGACAACAGAAACCCCAUGGAAGUAUUGGUGCCCAAACUCAUCGCCGCAACCGAGAAAUUCGACAUGGUGCCCAAGCGCGACCACAAAGGUGCUGAGCCAUCGCUAUGCACAAAAGACGACAACAAACUCGCCGAUACAGCAACAGCAUACUAUCUCAAAGCCGAUGCAGGACCCAGAUAUGCCAGUGGAGGUUUGUUGGUAAAACCCCUCUGCCAAAAAGCAGACUCGAAUGGCAAAUUCAGCAUUGCUCGCCUCGAAGGCUCAGAGACGAUAAAGUCGCAGUAUCUGGCUUACAACACUUUUACCUUUGCAACAUCGCAUCAUUGCUUUUUGGUAGACAUGGGCAGUUUCCGCUUGACUGUUGCCGGCAAGGGGUCCGAGAUUAGUGCUGGAGAAUCGAUUUUCGUGCCCGCUGGUCAGGAGUUCACGCUCGAGGCUGCGAGUAGAUACGCGGCUUUGUAUGUGUUUACCAAUGGAGGUGGUUUGGUGGAGUUGUUGGUUGGAAAGGGCAAGGAAUACCAGAGCCAGAUUAUCGCUGAGGAG
Molecule: messenger RNA, 987 nt
Organism: Aureobasidium namibiae CBS 147.97
Lineage: Eukaryota; Fungi; Ascomycota; Dothideomycetes; Dothideales; Saccotheciaceae
Product: RmlC-like cupin
Exons: 1
Source: RefSeq, a predicted model, not a curated record